AUGCACUUAAUCAGUCAGUACGACAGGUUCCUGAAAUUUGAUAUGUACAGGGUGGAAAAGAUUAAAUCAGCAUCUGUGAGAUCUAAAACAAACGUGUGCUCUUUGAAUCCGAUUCCCGCAAAACUUAUUAUACAGUUUAUGGAUUGUCUGUCGCCGUUUUUCUGUCUUAGGAUAAAUUCACCGUGCAAAACAAAAAUUUCCCAGAGUUCAGUUAUUAUCACACCACCGCGUAAGAAAAAUGGUUUGGAUAAAAAUGAAAACAUUUAUAUACAUAUAUCCAAUCUACAAUUGCUUCAAACGUCUAGUGCUGACUCCUCUGUUGAAUCAUAUAUCCUCCCAUGGACUCUUGCCACCAAUUCAGUUAGCCUACAGGCCAGAUUCGUCUAUGAAAACAGCUCUCGCAAAGGUAUUUUGACCUCCAAAAAAACAAAUCAAAUCAAAAGUAGCAAAUGUCUGGAAGGAGCCCUCAAGCAAAUAGUCGAGCACAACUACCUCAACAAAAAAAGAUCAUAA
Molecule: messenger RNA, 513 nt
Organism: Helobdella robusta
Lineage: Eukaryota; Metazoa; Annelida; Clitellata; Rhynchobdellida; Glossiphoniidae
Exons: 1
Coding region: 1-513 (170 amino acids)
Source: RefSeq, a predicted model, not a curated record